UUCUCGGUUCCAAAAACGGAUAGAUUCAAGUAAAAUCUGUAUGAAUCCGGAACUGCUUUCCCUGAAAAAGCAAAGGGGGACAAUUUUUUGGAAGCACGCCAUUAAUGGGAAAAAGAAUGACAACGUCUUGCAUCAACCCUCGCCCGCCAUCUUCUCCGUUCUUCAUCCGAGCAACCAUCCUCGUCCCACCACCGACCAGUGCAUUUUGACAUAUAUUCAGUUGGCUGAGCAUCCUCAAGACUUUGCCUAUUGGUAUGCUAUCAACCAUCUUUGAGUAGAUAUCGGACAUGCUUUGUGAAGUGGAAUUGGACAGGUAUGUCUAUCCUGGUAAGCCAGACAGAAAUGGAUUGAUUUCUCGAAGGUCAAUAGUAACGUGCCUCUUGAAGUACUUAUUACUUGAAAAGGCGAGCAAGGAUCAUGGCUACUUUCUGGCCAUAACAUCCAUUAAAAGCAUCAGUUUACACGCAGUCAGGGGGUUUCCGUAUCCGUGGUUCCGCGUGAUAUUCAAAUGCCGCAGUUUCAUGCCUUUCCAGGGAGAAAUCUUGCAGGGGGUUGUGGAGCAGGUAUUCAGGUCAGGAAGGGGUUUGCUCCUCAGGAGUGGACCUUUAAAAUUGGCGUUUCUAUCAGUGAUUAAAAUGCCGGGGUACAGCUUCGUUCCUGGAGAAAAUCCUUCGUUUCUUCAUGACAAGCUCGGGAAAAUAGAAGCAGGUGUCGUGGUUCGUUUUACAGUGCUCAGUGUUAGAUGGAUGGGGAGAAGGUGGGGCGCAAGAAAUGAGUUUGCCGUCCUUGCUAGCAUAGAUGGAGAGUCUUUGGGGCCUCUUCCACUGGUUCAACCCGACGACAUCGAAUUGUAAAUAGUUUUAGAAAUAGGAUUGGUAUUUGUGACCUCUGUCGAAAUCUUGGUAUGGAAAAAGUAGAAUGGUGAUUUAUAUCCUUUCUUUACGCUUCAGAGAUCAGACCUUUUAGUAGGAUUGUACUGUUUGAGGCUUGUCAUGGCAUAUCAUCAGGUCAAGAAUGAUUAGCAGGUACCCGCUUUAACAAUCUCUACCAGAUUUGCUAAAGGCAGGCCUUGGUGUUUAAUUGUGCUGGCGUUUAAGAA
Molecule: messenger RNA, 1099 nt
Organism: Eucalyptus grandis
Lineage: Eukaryota; Viridiplantae; Streptophyta; Magnoliopsida; Myrtales; Myrtaceae
Product: DNA-directed RNA polymerase subunit 7-like protein
Exons: 2
Coding region: 288-854 (188 amino acids)
Biological process (GO): DNA-templated transcription initiation
Molecular function (GO): single-stranded RNA binding; single-stranded DNA binding
Source: RefSeq, a predicted model, not a curated record